UAAGGCUGUUUUGGAAUAUACUCGAAUCUACAAUCAACUUGUUGAGCAAUCAAUCAACAUUUAUUAAGCAUUAACUAUGUGUCAGGAAUAAUGUUAAGAGGUGAUGAUACAAAAGAAGCAAAGAAAAACCCUUUCCCUCAAGUAGUUUACAAUUUAAUAAGAGAAACAACAGGAAAAUAAACAUGUGCAAAAACACUUGUUUGUGCUAUAUAUGGAAUAAAUUGGAAAUAAUUAAAAGAGAGAAAACAAUGGAUUCAGGAGGCUUUCGGUGUAAAAGGAGAAAUUAUAAUUGGGACUUAAGGAAGCUGGAUAAACAGAAGGCCACUUCCUAAUCCUUUUCUGGAUCUCAUAGCCUACACUGGUUAUCUCAUGGACAAUCUUUUUCUUUGGCUUGCAUAGUUUUCUAUACAAUGGAGUUUUCCAAUAGAUGUGUCAACUUAUCUCUGAGUUAUUUUUCUCUUGUUUUCAACACAUAUCUGGCAGAAGUCAAGCAUAAACCAUGCGAAAUCAGACAUCAGUGAAAGAAUUCAUCCUCCUGGGACUGACAGAUGACCCACAGCUACAGAUCUUGAUUUUCCUUUUUCUGUUUCUCACCUAUAUAUUGAGCGUAACUGGAAACCUGACCAUCAUCACCCUCACCCUGCUGGACUCUCACCUCAAGACUCCCAUGUAUUUCUUCCUCAGGAAUUUCUCCUUCUUAGAAAUAUCAUUUACAUCUGUUUCCAUUCCAAGAUUUCUAGUCAGUAUAGUAACUAAAGAAAAAACAAUUUCUUAUAAUUCUUGUUUGGCCCAAGUAUUCUUUUUUAUCCUCCUUGGUGCAACAGAAUUUUUUCUGCUUGCUGCCAUGUCCUAUGAUCGCUAUGUGGCCAUCUGCAAACCCCUACAUUAUAUGACUAUCAUGAGCAACAGAGUCUGUAGCCAGCUUGUAAUUAGCUCUUGGAUAGCAGGAUUUCUCAUAAUCUUUCCACCAAUCGUCAUGGGCCUCCAAUUGGAUUUCUGUGAUUCCAAUGUCAUUGAUCAUUUCACCUGUGAUACUUCUCCCAUGCUGAUGAUUGCUUGCACAGACACCAAGGUCCUAGAAAUCAUGAGUUUUUCCUUUGCUGUAUUAACACUUGUGGUCACUUUGGCAUUAGUGAUUCUCUCUUAUGCAUUCAUCCUCCGAACCAUUCUGAGAAUUCCCUCUGCCCAGCAAAGAAAAAAGGCCUUUUCCACUUGUUCUUCCCACAUGAUUGUUGUAUCCAUCUCUUAUGGAAGCUGUAUUUUUAUGUAUGUCAAGCCCUCAGUAAAAGAAGGGAUGGCAAUGACUAAAGGAGUAGCAGUGCUGAACACUUCCAUUGCCCCAAUGCUGAAUCCAUUCAUUUAUACCCUAAGGAACCAACAAGUAAAGCAAGCCUUUAAAAACAUGAUUAGAAAGAUUUUUUUCUUACAAUAUAAAUAA
Molecule: messenger RNA, 1438 nt
Organism: Antechinus flavipes (yellow-footed antechinus)
Lineage: Eukaryota; Metazoa; Chordata; Mammalia; Dasyuromorphia; Dasyuridae
Product: olfactory receptor 6C76-like
Exons: 1
Coding region: 500-1438 (312 amino acids)
Biological process (GO): G protein-coupled receptor signaling pathway
Cellular component (GO): membrane
Molecular function (GO): olfactory receptor activity; G protein-coupled receptor activity
Source: RefSeq, a predicted model, not a curated record